AACGCUGAUAAAGCAUUAAAGCGUUAGUUUCACCGUAGACUUGCAACGAUUCGGUAAUGCGGUCUCAUCGAUUGUAAGUCUCUCACAUUUUUUUUUUCAACCGUUUGAGUUAUAUAUCGCGAAGUGAUCGAAUUUUGUUUAGUUUUUCAAACAUGAUCUCCGCAACCGCGGUAUUUUUGGCGUGCRUCGUAACAGCCGUCACCUGUGUUGGCAAUCUACAGGUCGUCAACGAAUGGAAUCUGCUCAGGUACGAUGUGCCGUUCAAUUAUCCCAACGCCGAUUCGUACAAGUCCGACGUCACGGUAUCCACCGGAAUCGAAAUUGGUUGGGACAGGAUAUUCAUUACGACCCCGAGACUUUUUAAUGGAAAUCCGGCCACGCUGGCAUGGAUACCUCGCAACCGAGCUGGCGUGACAUAUGACACGCACAAAUCGCCAUUGUUACAGGCAUAUCCCAACUGGGAAUGGCACAGCGAAGCGUCCAGCGGUGAUCUGGUUACGUCGCCAACGCCCAACUGUUCCAGCCUGGUGUCCGUCUUUCGAGUCAGGGCAGACAGGUGUAACAGGCUUUGGGUACUGGACAGUGGAGUCAUGGACAGUCUAGAGACUUUCAACACGAUCUGCCCGCCUAAGUUGUUAGUGUUCGAUAUGAGAACAGACCGAGUGGUGAGAAGCGUGACAUUGCCRCCAGAAAUCUUGAGGCCCAACACUCUUUUGACAAAUUUGGUGAUCGACGAUCAAGUGGAAGUGUCUCAUUUGCAAGACGGAUUCCUUGGAGACUGUGACAACGUGUUUGUAUACAUGACCGACAGCACAAACCCAGGAAUUCUGGUAUACGACGCCCGACGAGACACCGCUUGGAGACUCUCACAUCCGUACAUGUUCCCGGAUCCAGACUUCGGAACCUUCUCGGUGGCCGGUGAAUCUUUCACCCUGAUGGACGGCGUCAUCGGKCUUGCUCUAUCGCCUUUCGGAUCMGUAGGACGGCGCUUGUACUUCCAGCCGUUCGCUUCGGACCGUCUGUUCUCCGUGCCAACAUCCGCACUCAAAGCUGGACCAAACUUGGGUGACGAUGCCGAUCUUCCCGUGUCGCUGGUGGGCCACAAGUCUUCGCAAGCCGCCCCGUUGGCUGUAGACCCCAAGGAUGGUGCUCUCAUAUUCAGUCCGGUGUCCGAAACGGCCUUAGCCACCUGGGUUCCGGGAUCCGUGGAACACGGGUGGGUCUUAAUAUUAUGUUAUAAUAUUAAAUAUACCUUAUAGUUUAUACUACUCGGC
Molecule: messenger RNA, 1274 nt
Organism: Diuraphis noxia (Russian wheat aphid)
Lineage: Eukaryota; Metazoa; Arthropoda; Insecta; Hemiptera; Aphididae
Product: dopaminechrome tautomerase-like
Cellular component (GO): extracellular region
Source: RefSeq, a predicted model, not a curated record